This is a messenger RNA of Hevea brasiliensis (rubber tree), 1227 nucleotides long. RefSeq names its product nuclear transcription factor Y subunit C-1. Gene Ontology annotation, biological process: regulation of DNA-templated transcription. The transcript has 2 exons. The record is from RefSeq and is a predicted model, not a curated record. Gene Ontology annotation, molecular function: DNA binding; DNA-binding transcription activator activity, RNA polymerase II-specific; protein heterodimerization activity. Gene Ontology annotation, cellular component: nucleus. The coding region runs from base 303 to 992 and encodes 229 amino acids. Lineage: Eukaryota; Viridiplantae; Streptophyta; Magnoliopsida; Malpighiales; Euphorbiaceae.
GGUGCACUUGUACUGGAUAAGCAAACAUGGGGAAAAUCUCGCUUCCAUAAGGAGGACGGAAACAAAAGUCCUAAAUCACCAAAUCAUACGGAGCCUAACACUACACCCUCUCUACUCCUUCAACCUUAUCCCUUCAUCUCAUCUCCCCAAACCCUUUGAAAACCAAAACCAAAUCCAACAGAUCACAGCACAAGCCUCUCUCUCACACCUCCAAAACACUAACAUUUGUCAACCCAAAAAAAAUCGAUCUUUAAAAAAAAAAAAAGAAAAGAAAAAAAAAAGGGGAAAUCCUAGCCAAUCAGAUGGACGCCAGCAGCCAGCAAGCCCAAUCUGGGUCUUACAUGCCACAGGCUCCCACCAGUGGCGCCCCUGCUCCGCCAGCUCCAACCCCUUUCCACCACCUCCUCCAGCAGCAGCAGCAGCAACUCCAAAUGUUCUGGUCUUACCAGCGUCAGGAGAUCGAGCAGGUAAAUGAUUUCAAGAACCACCAGCUUCCUCUCGCCCGCAUCAAGAAGAUCAUGAAGGCUGAUGAAGAUGUUCGCAUGAUCUCCGCCGAGGCUCCCAUUCUGUUUGCUAAGGCGUGUGAGCUCUUCAUUUUGGAGCUUACUAUACGGUCUUGGCUUCACGCUGAGGAGAACAAGCGCAGGACUCUUCAGAAAAACGACAUCGCUGCUGCCAUUACCAGGACUGAUAUUUUUGAUUUCUUGGUGGACAUUGUGCCCAGAGAUGAGAUCAAGGAUGAGGCUGGGCUGGGAGGGAUGGUAGGGGCCACGGCUAGCGGAGUACCUUAUUAUUAUCCGCCGAUGGGGCAUCCGGCUGGUGCCGGCCCUGGAGGAAUGAUGAUUGGGAGGCCCGCCGUGGAUCCUACUGGAGUUUAUGUCCAGCCACCUUCACAGGCGUGGCAGUCUGUGUGGCAGACGGCUGCGGCGGAGGAUGUUUCGUAUGGAAGCGGAGGCAGCAGUGGACAGGGAAACCUCGAUGGACAAGGUUAAGCAAGUGAGAUGGAGUGGUGUUCAGUGGUGCACCCGGAAGGCAAUGGGCCUCAGCUAAUACAUGGAUUUUUGCUUGCUUAUGAUCUUUAACGUACGUGUCUGCUAUUAUUUAUGGAAGCUGUCUUUAAUUGUAACGGUAUAACUAGAUAUUUAUUAACUUAAUUUUUAACCGCCAUACAAUCUCUGUCAUAACAUGCCUGAUUAUAACUAAUGUGCAGUUUCCUGAUUUGUGAUC